Messenger RNA from Phytophthora nicotianae INRA-310, 1737 nucleotides. RefSeq lists its product as hypothetical. Gene Ontology annotation, molecular function: transmembrane transporter activity. The transcript has a single exon. Gene Ontology annotation, cellular component: membrane. The record is from RefSeq and is a predicted model, not a curated record. Bases 220 to 1581 code for a protein of 453 amino acids. NCBI's taxonomy places the organism in Eukaryota, Oomycota, Peronosporomycetes, Peronosporales, Peronosporaceae.
CUGAAGGAAGGGGUGAAUUACAGCGCGGCCAAUGCUGCGUGGAUGCAUUUUGUCGAACAACUGAAUUUCGCUUGAGGUGUCCAAGGGCAAGUGGAUGAAGUCCGAGCUAUUCCCAUCCCGCCGGAAUUGAUUCGUGAGCGUUUCGGCGCUGUUACUUUAGUCAUUCGCCAAUUUGCCUCACUCAAGACACGGCCCAAGUCUCUGGUGACGCACGAAGUAAUGUGUUCGAACGAGAAGAAGGAGGUGCCUCCCUCAGUGCCAGCCAAGUGGUACGAGAAUUGUCUAUGGCAGCCUAAGCUCAUGUACGCCAUCGCCAACGUGCAGCAGUCGUCGGUCGCCAUCUUUUUGGCCGUGUACUAUCAACAAACUGCUGGUUUCUCCAAGGUGCAGAUCGGUGUGCUGCAGACGCUGCCGUGCAUCUGCGCAAUGGUGUCGCCACCGAUUUGGGGCGCGGUGGCCGAUUACAUUCGUAACCAGCGCGCGGUGCACAACUUCUGUAUCAUCACGGGCGGUCUGCUAAUGUUCUGCAUCCAGUACUUCUACUGGUCGUACUACUGGACGCUCGCAGUGCUGGUGCUGGCCAACUUCCAGUCGAUGCCCGCCGGUUCCCUCAUGGACCAUGCUGUGCUGGACAUGAUUCACAAAGUUGGCGGUGAGUACGGCAAGCAGAGACUAUUUGGUGCUGUCGGAUGGGGAUCGGGCGCGUACAUCACCGGUCUAGUCGUCGCUGCUGCGGGUAUUUCGUGGGCGUUCAACAUUAGUCUCAUCUUCAUGUUUGCCUCGCUUCUGGUGCUCCGUACGAUCCCGCCGGUCAAGCACGGACACCAUGACGAAACGCACUCUACAAUGGAGAAGGGUGGCAAGACUGCGCGCCAGCCGUCGUUUGCUGACAACAUGCGCCGUAUUUGCGAGAAGAAGGAUGUCAUCAUGCUACUUCUUGUGGUGUUUUUCAUGGGUCUCAUGUACGGUGUGCUGUCAAGCUUUCUGGCGCUCAAUUUGUUCAAUUUGUCGGGCGGAAACGCGCAAAUUGUGGGCAUUGCUAUCAUGUGCGAAACCCUAUCGGAGCUACCAGCUUUCUUCUUCUCACACACGAUUAUCCAGAAACUAGGUACGGUGAAGGUGUUGCUGGUCUCCAUUGGGGCUUAUGCUCUUCGCAUCACGUACUACGCCGUCAUGACGAACGCUUGGAGUGCCAUUCCGUUUGAGUUUUUGCACGGAUGCACGUUUAGUCUGGCGUGGGCUGCCUGUACACAGUACAUCUACGCUGCUGCCCCCAAGGGCUGCGAAGGAACUGUCAUGGGGCUUUUAAACGCAACGCAGAACGGUUUGGCUCGUGCGGUAGGCACGAUGGUUGGUGGGUUCUUCUACCAGCACUACGGUGCUCGGGUUAUGUGGACCGCCACGGAUCUGGGUGUGCCUCUGGCUCUUAUAUUCCUGUCUGCGUUUGCCUACCUCAAGAAUGACUACGAGGAAGUUCUCUCGGGCGAAGAAAUCGAGAAAGAGGAGUCCGAGAUGUUUUCGCCUCACCACCACGCCAAGGCUAUCCUGUCCAGCGGUCAGUCCUACGACGAGAUCGAGUAAAACAAAUGAACUUGUGUAUUUGACGAGUCAAUUACAAUGUAGUACCUUGCAUUUGCUACAGUACCAGGCUGCAUAGAUUUGUAAUACGGUUGAAUUCAACACCGAUACCUACAAGAGUUAGGUUUACAUGUUCCAAAUUCCAAAUUACUAUGAAAC